AUGCCUAUGUUCAUUCAAGUCCAUUACAAUCCUGAAGAACGCCUAGUUCUAGAGCAUUUGGUUGACCAACUAGCCGAACGAACUUUGGGCCGAUACAAUUUAGAACUACGUAAAAACAUGACUAUAGAUGUGUUCGAUUCUGAUUGCGAUAAUUUUCUUCGUGAUAAUGCUGGAUUUAUUAUAGCAGACAAAUUACGUCUGCAACAGAUUACAAUAAACACUGUUGAGGCGUUGAAUAAAUUGAAUUUGUCAAAAGAAAUAAAAGUAACAAAAGUAAAUAAAGAAGAUUAUGAAUUGUUGUUGGAAUAUGAUGCAACUUUAAGUACUCAUAAUAGAGCAGAAUUUUUGGAAUUUCUUUUUGCUAAAAAUCGAGUUUAUGCCGCGAAAUUGGACAAUAAAGAAACAGAAAAAGUAAAAAAUAUUGAAGGAGAAAAUGAAUUUAUUGAACAAAAAGGGCCAAUACUUGCGGGAUAUUUGGUUGCAUCUAACGAGACAGUUAUGUGUAUUUAUGCUAAUGAUCAAAAUAUUGCAGAAUCUUUAUUGUUUAAAUACAUGCAGGACAGCAAAUUUAGUUUUGUAUGUCAUUAA
This is a messenger RNA of Meloidogyne enterolobii, 588 nucleotides long. Lineage: Eukaryota; Metazoa; Nematoda; Chromadorea; Rhabditida; Meloidogynidae. The record is from the annotation of a GenBank genome assembly.